This is a messenger RNA of Aspergillus sclerotioniger CBS 115572, 592 nucleotides long. RefSeq lists its product as uncharacterized. NCBI's taxonomy places the organism in Eukaryota, Fungi, Ascomycota, Eurotiomycetes, Eurotiales, Aspergillaceae. The record is from RefSeq and is a predicted model, not a curated record. Bases 98 to 415 code for a protein of 105 amino acids. The transcript has a single exon.
CUUAGAAUGUAAAAUAUUUUUAACUAUCCUCUGUUUUCAUCUAUAUUCACCAUCAACAAUCCGGUUCUCUUUGUUUCCCCCAACCCUCCCACGGCUGAUGACUGAUCCGGCAUGUUUGCUGACUCAUCCCUGGCCCCCCGAGCCUUGGUCCGAGCGUCCGAACCCCUCCGCGGACUCUGCCGGCGGCUUUCCAGCAUCAUUUUACGGCUUCCACUUGAUUCUCCGGGCAGUUCUCACUCCAUCCUGCAUAAUUCGCAGUGAAUCGUGGAUUACUCCCCGCCGGGCUACUUGUACAGGCAUCCUCGGUAUCAUCGCCUGUUAUCUCCGAUCGCUUUCUCCGCCGGCAUCCGAGCGACGCUUGGUUGGAAUGUCGGGUUCUCGGCGUCACCAGCCCGAGGAUGCCAGUGGGUUCUGACUCAGCCAGGGAUUGGUUCAUUCACCGGGCGCUCCUCGGGACGGUCCUCCUAUUGGUGCAUCCAUCCCACCAGGUGUCGGCAUGGUAGUCCAGAAGGGAUCCAUGUUGGAGAUGGCUUCAUGCUCGUCAUGAGUCUUGAGUAACCUGGCCUUAACACAGUACUCUCACAGGGAUGGC